CGCAAGUGACACCGCAAAUCUGUUAAAAGUCCUUUAUUUUCAAACCAAACGUGGAGCAUUUUUUGUAAUUCUUCAGAUGAAAUAGGAGGUUGUUCUCUUACCGCUUCUGGAAUCGCAGGUUGCCAAGCAUAGAAAGCCUAGUUGCCAAGUUACUGACGAUCUUGAAUAGUUUGAAAACAGUCGAUAAUCUGAAAGAGAAAAAAUGUCAAGAUCAAGCGAAGAUGUGCUACUGCAAAUCCCGCAGGUUCGAUUUAAAAAAGGAGACGGUACAUUAUUUUUGAUGGACACCAGGUUGAUUUGGAUGGUGGAGAAUCGCGAUACUGUUGCGGUUUCCCAUCCCUAUGCUGAUAUCAAAUCUCAAAAAAUUUCACCAGAAGGCAAAGCCAAAGUUCAAUUGCAAGUUGUUUUGCAUAGUGGUGUUUCAUCCACAUUUCACUUCAUUAACAAAAAUGGACAACAAGCACAAGUACAAGACCGCGAUAAUGUUAAAGAAAUGCUUCAGUCCUUGCUACCAAAAUUUAAAAGAAAGAUUGAUAAAGAACUUGAAGAGAAAAAUAAAGUGUUGUCCAGCAAUCCUGCAUUGUUACAGCUGUACAAAGAUUUGGUUAUGACUGACAUUGUCUCUUCUGAGGAAUUUUGGGCCCAACAUGCCCCACAGUACACCCAAAAACAAAAACAACCAACACAAGACAUUGGUGUUUCUGGUGCGUUUCUGGCUGACAUCAAGCCACAAACUGAUGGCUGCAAUGGACUGAAGUACAACAUAACACCAGAUAUUAUUGAGUGCAUAUUUAAAACAUAUCCAGCAGUUAAGAAGAAGUUUGCUGAAAAUGUCCCAACCAAACUUACUGAACCACAAUUUUGGACUAAAUUCUUCCAAUCACAUUAUUUUCACAGGGAUAGAAAAUAUGCAGAGAGUAAAGACUUGUUCACAGAAUGUGGCAAAAUUGAUGAUCAGGAGAUGAAAAAAGACAUUCAAAGUGGAGUUGAUGAUCCCUUGGUAAAUAUCAGUGGAUUUGAAGAUAAGACAUAUGAUGCUGCUUAUGGUGUACCAAAUGAUAAACCAAACAGUUUGGGCACUGUUAGCCAGGCUAUGAUCAAAAGAUUCAAUCAACAUUCUAUAAUGGUCCUCAAGGCUACUGGAGCAAAAACAGCUGAGAAGACAGAAACUGCAACUACAAGCACUAGUGAAAGCACAGAAGUAAAAUCCACUGAACCUCCAAAGAAAAAGCAAAGAAUUUUGGAAAAAAUUACAUAUGAAGAUCUUGAUAGUGAGCCUAAGAAUGCAAAUAAGGAACCAAAAUUGACUCUGUCAAAGGUAGAAAGAUAUUUACAUGGUCCCAUGCCAGACACUGCAGUAGAGAAUAUUAACCCAAACGAAGCUUUGAAUGUUUUGCGCGGCGUGGUUCAGGAAACUCGUCAGUGGAACAGCAGACAUAAUACAAGUAAUUUAGUUAGUCCUGCUGCUGCGGUUAGCGCUUUAGGGGAGUUAUCGCCGGGCGGCGCCCUCAUGAGAGGCUUUCAAGAACAUUCUUUAGCACAGCUUGUACCUGCAGAUGUUGAAAAAGAAGUUAGAAAUCUGUAUUUGGCACUUUGUGAAUUGUUAAAUCACUUUUGGAAAUGUUUUCCCCCAACUAGUACAAGUAUGGAACAAAAAUGUAUAAAAAUGCAUGAAGCACUUCAGAGAUAUCAGUUAGCAAAGUUGAAGCCUUUUGAAGAUAAAUUGAUUAGAGAUUUAUCGCCGUUGUCGCAUCAUCUGACUCUGCACCUCAAUCAGUUGCUUAAUAUGGCUUACCAAAAGUUUACUAAUUGGCAGAAAAUUAAGAGUCGUUGAUCUGUAAUAAUCACUUUGUCAAAAUUCUUGUUUAAAUAUUUAUUUAUAUUAAUUUUUAUAAUAAAUAUUUUCUUAUUUCA
Aethina tumida (small hive beetle) is the source of this 1914-nucleotide messenger RNA. It is a transcript of the gene Tfb1, whose product is annotated as general transcription factor IIH subunit 1. The transcript has 8 exons. Gene Ontology annotation, biological process: transcription by RNA polymerase II; transcription by RNA polymerase I; nucleotide-excision repair. Gene Ontology annotation, cellular component: transcription factor TFIIH holo complex; transcription factor TFIIH core complex. The record is from RefSeq and is a predicted model, not a curated record. Bases 203 to 1834 code for a protein of 543 amino acids. NCBI's taxonomy places the organism in Eukaryota, Metazoa, Arthropoda, Insecta, Coleoptera, Nitidulidae.